This is a messenger RNA of Phytophthora sojae, 975 nucleotides long. RefSeq lists its product as hypothetical. The coding region runs from base 1 to 975 and encodes 324 amino acids. The record is from RefSeq and is a predicted model, not a curated record. NCBI's taxonomy places the organism in Eukaryota, Oomycota, Peronosporomycetes, Peronosporales, Peronosporaceae. The transcript has 4 exons. Gene Ontology annotation, cellular component: cytosol. Gene Ontology annotation, biological process: gluconeogenesis. Gene Ontology annotation, molecular function: ATP binding; phosphoenolpyruvate carboxykinase (ATP) activity.
AUGAAGAUGGCGCCGUCCAGGCCCGCCGCCUUCGCGAAGCCCUUCGUGCUCCGCACGUUCGCCAACCCGACGGCCACGUCGCUGGCCAUCGAGAAGUUCGGCGUGACGAACGCCAACACCAUCCGCAACCUGAGCUACGACGAGAUCGCCGCCCACAAGGCGAAGAACGGCGAGGGUCAGUUCGUCAAGAACGGCACAUACACGAUCGACACGGGCAAGUUCACGGGCAGCUCGCCCAAGAACAAGUACAUCAUGGACCAGGCCCCGUCCAGCCAGAACAUUUGGUGGGGCGACAUCAACCAUCCCGAGAGAGCCGAGGUGUUCGACGAGCUGUACGAGACGGUCACCAAGCACUACAGCUCGGCCGAGAAGGUGUACGUCUUCGACGGCUACGCUUUUCGAAUCGAGAACGACGUGGUCAUCGGCGGCACCUGGUAUCGCGGUGAGAAGAAGAAGGGCAUCUUCUUGCCGUUGGACGGCAUCAUGGCCAUGCACUGCGCGGCCAAAACGGUGACACCGCCCUCUUCUUCGGCCUCACGGCUGGGCAUCUUCAACUUCGAGGGCGGCUGCUACGCCAAGACCGUCAACCUGAGCCAGGAGAACGAGCCGGACAUCUACAACACCAUCAAGCGCGAUGCUUUGCUCGAGAACGCGUUCGUGGACGCCGAGGCCAAGGAGCCCGACUUCUACAACACGUCCAGGACGGAGAACGGCCGUGUGUCGUACCCGAUCUACCAUAUCCUGAACCACGAGCCCACAUCGAGCGGCGGCCACCCGUCCAACAUCGCGUGCACGCCUACGGCGUUGGUUGCCGGCACGGAGCGUGGCGUGACGGAGCCCGCGGCCACUUUCAGCGCCUGCUUCGGCGCCGCCUUCCUACCGCUGCACCCCACCAAGUACGCGAAGAAGCUGCAGAAGCACAACACGUCCGUCUACCUCGUCAACACGGGCUGCACCAGUGGCGGCUACGCAUGA